Messenger RNA from Salarias fasciatus (jewelled blenny), 748 nucleotides. It is a transcript of the gene mrpl32, whose product is annotated as mitochondrial ribosomal protein L32. Gene Ontology annotation, cellular component: mitochondrial large ribosomal subunit. The coding region runs from base 80 to 592 and encodes 170 amino acids. The transcript has 3 exons. The record is from RefSeq and is a predicted model, not a curated record. Gene Ontology annotation, biological process: translation. Lineage: Eukaryota; Metazoa; Chordata; Actinopteri; Blenniiformes; Blenniidae. Gene Ontology annotation, molecular function: structural constituent of ribosome.
UUCCGUCGCGGCUUAGUGACGUAGCUACUCGGUGACCGUGAGCAGUUUGAAAAAAGGACAUGUGCUAAAAGGAUAAACCAUGAAUUUCUCGGCGGUAUUUAACAGCCUCAGACAGUCUCUGCUCCGCGCUGAGAGCAGGCUGCUGCAGGCGGCCGGACUGGACCGACAGCUGGCUCCGGCCCUGGCAGUGACUGGCCCCAGCCUCCUUCCUCCGCAGAGCUCAGACCAGACCCCCGGCCUUUUAGACAGCAUCCUGUGGAUGGCAGCACCUAAGAAGAGACGCACAAUCGAGGUCAACCGCACCAGGAGGAGAUCUGACAGCAAACUCCUGAAACUCCAGAACAACAUCGAGCCGUGUCCGGAGUGCGGCCACCUCAAGCAGAAACACGUCCUGUGCGGCUUCUGUUACGCCAAAGUGUGCAAGGAGACGUCUCUGAUCCGUGAGGAGAUAAAGAGAAUGGAGGGCGGCCCUCUGAGGGCCCCGGCCGUGGAGACCGUCGUGGUGUACGAGGGCGAAACGGAAAGACAGGAAGACAAAGACAAGCGUAUAGUGGAGAGGGCCAGGAAGAGGCCCACAUGGUUCAACCUCUGAUGCUGCAUCCAACAUGCUGGGCGUCAGACGUCUGUUCAGAGAGACACAGAUAAACUCCAUCUUUCAGUUUGAUUCUCACCAACAGGGAGUGAAGUUGAAGCAACGCAGCACCGUGUAUCAUUGUGGUUUUUCUUUUACAAUAAAUUCUUUAUUUAA